AUGGCCAACCUCGAAUUUCAUCCAUUCGAAGACGGUUUUUCAAUAAACCCUGGAAAUUUACAAAGUUAUGCUGGACACUUAGGGAAUCGGAGUCAGAACAUAAAAGAUGGGGUUGACCAAGUUUCAACUGCUGGGAGAAAAUCAAACUUUUUCUCAAUAGGAUUCUACCAACAGUUCUUCGAUGUUGAAACCGACCAGGUGCUGAGACGAGUCCUGAACAGUGCUGUACCAACUAACAGUAAUUUCAUACUAGAUUUUGUACAUCCUAUGCCUGACUUUUGGGGCCCAUUCUGGAUAUCGGUUACUUUGGUUUUCUCUAUUGGUAUCUUUGGAAAUAUAGCACAAUAUAUUGAGAAUGAUGGCAAACCAGGAGAAUACGGCAGUGAUUUCAGAUUAGUGACAUCGUCCGCGUCACUUAUAUUCGUCUACGUUGUCUUGAUACCGAUUAUUCUAUCAGCUAUUAUGUGGCAGCGGAAGUCGGAGUUACAGUAUUCAAUCUCCGAUUUACUAUGUGCUUAUGGAUACAGCUUAUCAAUUUUUGUCCCAGUUUCGAUUCUUUGGACUUUGGACAUCAAUUGGUUCAGAUGGACUCUGAUUUUUACGGCAGUUUCACUUAGUGGUAUAGUCCUAGCAAAGUCAGUUUGGCCUGCUUUCAAAUCGGACUCCAAUAAGUUUGUAUGUGUCUAUUCUCUACACGAUAUUACUUUAUAG
Angiostrongylus costaricensis is the source of this 711-nucleotide messenger RNA. The record is from the annotation of a GenBank genome assembly. NCBI's taxonomy places the organism in Eukaryota, Metazoa, Nematoda, Chromadorea, Rhabditida, Metastrongylidae.